AUGCCCUACACACCACCAUCGCAGCAGUCGCCUGCUUCGUCGCGCACGACGAGCCCUUCGGUCAGCCGUACUUCAUCCUAUCACGAGGAACUUCCCCGAUCGUCCAUGGCUCGACAGUCAUUACCCAGAUCGAUGAGCUCCGCAUCAUAUCUUCACAAGCAUCGUCGAUCGCCUUCACUACCCAACAACGAGGCGUCCGCCACCCCGAGCAACGAUGCUCAGCCCGACAGCGACAUCUCCGACUUCAACAAGAGCCGCAGCGUCAAACAGUCGCCACCGCCGCUUAAUAACCUGCGGAUCCCGACUGGCGCUGUGAUCUCACCGCCUGACUCCUCGGAAAACUCUGACGGCGACGAGAACUCGGCAGGGGCAGAGCGUGGACGCGAAUUGGAAAAGAACUGGCAACAACUGCAGAUCGCCGUGCGAUCACUGCCGCAACCACGGGAUGGCUCGCCAGAAAAGACGCCAACUACCGAGCUUGAGGUCCCACCUCAAUCUGCGUCAGAGCCAGUUACCCAAUUGACCUCACCCACUGCACUGUCACAAGAAGCCCGCAAGAUCUCACACUCACGAUCAGCAACAGAGACCAAGAUUUUGCUCAAGGCCCCAACCUUUGCCGACUCACCGAACGGAUCCUCCGAUGACAGCGAGGAAGAUGAUGAUCACCUUGCCAAGCCUGCUUUGGUACGCAAGAAGUCUGGAGAGCUUGUGAAGCCGGCUUUGCGAGCGUCGUCCCGGCGGCGUUAUUCGAGCAUGCCGGGUACGCCGACAUACUCGAAAUCUGUACACUUCAACGACAACGACAAUCAGACUCGUCACUUUUUACAAGUCGACAAGCCCAUCGCUGUAAGCACCGGAACAUCCCCUGUCGAGACAUAUGACAGCGAGACCGAGUUUCCAUUCGACAGUGACGCGAAGGCUGAGCUUCAAAUUCGGAUCGCUAGUCUGCCAGAAGAAACUUUCGAGCGUCGAGCUCUGCCAAUUCGUGUCGAGCGAUUGGUGUUGUCUCAAGACAAAGAUACCUUGAUCGGCACGUGUGCUGUGCAAAACAUCUCCUUUCAAAAGUUGGUCGUGGCUCGCUUCACACUUGACUAUUGGAAGACCACUUCAGAAGUUGUCGCAGAAUACAACAAUGCUUCCCACAAUGACGGAUGUGAUCGCUUCAGCUUCUACAUCCGGUUGGCAGACCAAGCCAACAUCGCUAGCAAGACCAUGCUGCUUUGCGUACGGUACAAUGUUGGCGGCCAGGAGUUCUGGGACAACAAUUACAAUUGCAACUACCAGAUCGACUUCAGCGAGUCUAAGCCUAUCAAGUCGCGUCCGGUCAAGUCAUCAACGCAAUCCAAACCCGUUGUUCAGUCACCGAAGUCAGCUCCGCCCCGCAGCCGACAUACCUCACCUUUGCCGCGUAGCAAGUCACAUGAUUCCAUCGACGAUGACUUCAUUUCCCGUAUCGACAAGGAUGCCUACGACUUUGGAGUCUCGGAUAAGUACUUGGGCGAGUCACCAACGUCCAUCAGAUUGAAGCCGAGACCUAAGCGCUCUCCUAUGUUCUCACUCGGAGCUCCGACCUCGCCAAACAACGCCCUUGGAAGUCGUUAUGACUUUGGAACAUCCCUGUCCGCCGCUCUCUCCAGUGCGCAGGACAAGCUCGGCCGCCAAAGCGGACUCAUGGGUGGUGCCAUGGGCAAUCCUGCGGCGGCUCCGAGCACCGUGAGACAGACAACCAAUGGCAGCUACUUCGGCGUAUUCGACCGCAAGGAGCCCGCCAAGCAAGUCAAGCCAGAAAGGCCUGACAACCUGACCACUGAUCGACCCGCCAUCGGAUCCGACCAAUACAAGGACCUGGUUCAAAAGUUCUGCUACGUAGGUUCCAAUCGCAGCCCCAACAUGGCUCCAUUCACGCCAGGCACUGGUAAAGCAGCAACUUCGCCUCAACCUCGAAUCCCUCAGUCGUUGCGUCCGCAGAAUAUCAUUAUUCCAUCCCGGACUGCCGAUGGCACCAGCGAGAUGGACUCAACGUCAACCUCGACUUGGUCGUCCGCGGCCUGCUCACCCAUAGUUCUAACUCAGCUGGACGGGGUGAACGAGCAGCGAGAAUCAAGAACGCUGAAUGCGUUGUCCUCUCUCCCUGCUUACUCUGGUACUAUGAAGACUCAAAGUAUGCGAUCGGCCUCUCCUGUCAGUUUUCGCUUUCCGUACCAGAGUCAUCGCGAUGGAUAUCUAUCAGAAACAUCGACGCCGACCGCCAUUCAAGGAUGA
This is a messenger RNA of Dissoconium aciculare CBS 342.82, 2262 nucleotides long. RefSeq names its product carbohydrate-binding module family 21 protein. The record is from RefSeq and is a predicted model, not a curated record. The coding region runs from base 1 to 2262 and encodes 753 amino acids. The transcript is spliced from 2 exons. Gene Ontology annotation, cellular component: protein phosphatase type 1 complex. Gene Ontology annotation, biological process: regulation of glycogen biosynthetic process. Gene Ontology annotation, molecular function: protein phosphatase 1 binding; glycogen binding. NCBI's taxonomy places the organism in Eukaryota, Fungi, Ascomycota, Dothideomycetes, Mycosphaerellales, Dissoconiaceae.